AACCUCGUAAAAUUGUAAAAACCUUAAGCCUCAAAAAUUCUCUCUCCCUCUCUCUCUCCAAAUCUCUCUCUCUCUCUCUCUCUCUCUCUCUCUCUCUCUCUUUUUAAAUAAACAUUAUUUGGCUCCAAAUUUCUCAUUUUAAAUAAAAAACAAGGGUGUAGAAUUAUGAAGAGAAAGAGAGGGAACAAGAAAGGCAAGAAAAAGGGUCCUCCUUUAGCUGCCAAGAAUGAGCCCGCUGCAAAUGUAGUCACUUUAAUUAGAGAUGAUGAUUCUGAUGAUGAUGGUAGUGAUGAUAAUAAUAAGAAUUAUAGUAAUAGUAAUGCUGGAGUAGAAUAUGAGCGUGUCAUGGAAGUCGAUACGCCUUCUUCUACUGGUACAGACCAGCCAUUGAAUCUUGCUAGUAUAAAACCUGAUGGGUCUAUUGAUAAGACCAGCCAGGGGAAGCCAGUUGGACGUGUUAAGGUUAAGCUCAAGACUUCGAAGGUGUUAGAAUCUCAGAGCGAUACUGAUAAGAGUAGCCUGCAAUUGGGUUUAGAGAAACAAAGUGUAGUUAGUGAUAAAGUGGAAGACACUGGCAACUCAGUAUCUGAAAUGAAAACUGGAUUUUCUGGAAAUGUGUCGAAGAAACCUGGGAGUAUAAAGAUUAAGUCGUCGAAGGUGAUAGUUAGUUUGAGUGCUGAGAAGAGUGGUAGUGCUGGGAAGGCACAGGAUGAGAGUUUACAACAAAAGGAACCGAGGACACCUUCGCAGGAAUCUCAAUAUAGUAAGCAAGAGUUGGACUCUGCCUUGGAGGUGAUUAAGAAGGUAAUGAAAAUGGAUGCAGCUGAACCCUUCAAUGUUCCUGUGAAUCCUGAAGCUCUAGGGAUACCUGAUUAUUUUGACAUCAUUGAUACACCAAUGGACUUCGGAACAAUAUGCAGCAAUCUUGAAACGGGUGACAAGUAUAUGAACUCAGAGGCUGUCUAUAAGGAUGUCCAAUACAUUUGGGACAAUUGUUAUAAGUAUAACAAUAAGGGUGAUUAUAUAUUGGACCUCAUGAGGCGGGUGAAGAAGAAUUUUAUGAAGUAUUGGACAGCAGCUGGUUUAUUUACUGAACAAUCAAGAGGUUCCAGUGGUGCUGAAGGUGCUCAAGGGGAUGAUGUUGGAGCAUCUAGUCAGGGACAUGGUAAAAGUGGUCAACCUAAACAGAAGGCAAAGAAGCGUCAUGGGUAUGUCUCUGCAGCUGAUCCUGAGAAAGUUGGACAAAUUUUUGAUGUAGCUUUGAAGCUAAAUAUCAAAAGGCGUCAUAAAUCCGAUUGCCUAUGUGCCAUAUGUGUUCUAAAGCGCCGUAGAAGAGAGCGUGAGGAGAAUGAGCGAAUUGCUAAUCAAAAACUUCCUCACGAGUUGAAGCAAGAGGGAUCUUCACUGAUUGAAAGCCCUGCUGGGGAGGAUUCAUCAUCAAAUAUGGACGAAUCAUUAGAUCCAGAUGCAGAUGCUGAUGUGGAAGGAAAGAGACUGGAGGCCAAAAUGGAGGAUACUGAGCAGCAGUACAGUGCUGAAAAGGAGAAGCAUGAGGAGGUGCAGGAAGAUGGUGACGAGGAAGAGGAGGAUGAUGAGGAGGAAGAUAAUGAGAUAGAGAUUCAAAAGAGAGCGAAGGUGGAAACAUCAGAGCAAUCUGAAUUUGCUGAUAGAUCAGGAGAUGAGCCUAACCAACAACCUCAGCCUGGACUGGCAGAGAAUGCAGGUGCAGCAGCCCAAAUAAAUUUUGAGAAAGGGCAUCUAAUGGAGCAGCAUGAGGAUGAAACUGCAGCAUUUCACCGAAAUAAGAAUAAGGAUUCACAAGAAAGGCAGCAAAAGGCUGAAAUGUUUGAGAAGUUCUGUCCGCAUAAUCCCAUGCUUCUUAGUUUGUGCCAAACUCUCUUCCCUGACAACCGUAGGUCUGUGUGGAGUGGGCCUCACUCUUUGGUUCCACGGCAGGGUUCUGCUCAUGGAAAUUCUAUUGGUGCUGCUAUUGAAACUUUAAUGAAGUAGACGCUUUUGAUAACUCUGCUUUACAGAUUUAGCUGCCUCUAUCGAUCUGAAAUGUUGGGCAUUGCCUAGAUAUGUAUAAGUUGUUACUAGGCAUCAUGUUUGACAUAGAAGCUUACGAGUAGUUAGAAGCUGUAGCGACUUAAUCUAGCAAGAGUUCUUACAGGGUGUAAUUGCAGGAAAUAGUGGCUGUAUAUACGCCAUCCAUUUGCUUUCUACUAUUCUACAUCGAUACAGCAACAAAGGAUAAUUACUUUUCUCAUCCAUUUGGCUACUAAAAACUGAGUGUAAAUAUAAGAGAGCCACUUAGAUUAUUACUGCUAGUGCAGUAGAAGUUUGAAAAAUAUUUUCCAUUUGGCAGCGUCUGUAUCAGUUCUUCACUGCAA
Ricinus communis (castor bean) is the source of this 2393-nucleotide messenger RNA. Its product is annotated as bromodomain testis-specific protein. Bases 166 to 2010 code for a protein of 614 amino acids. The record is from RefSeq and is a predicted model, not a curated record. The transcript is spliced from 9 exons. NCBI's taxonomy places the organism in Eukaryota, Viridiplantae, Streptophyta, Magnoliopsida, Malpighiales, Euphorbiaceae. Gene Ontology annotation, molecular function: protein binding.